Cyprinus carpio (common carp) is the source of this 4358-nucleotide messenger RNA. RefSeq names its product disintegrin and metalloproteinase domain-containing protein 22-like. Gene Ontology annotation, molecular function: metalloendopeptidase activity. Lineage: Eukaryota; Metazoa; Chordata; Actinopteri; Cypriniformes; Cyprinidae. Gene Ontology annotation, cellular component: postsynaptic density membrane. Gene Ontology annotation, biological process: proteolysis. The transcript is spliced from 32 exons. The coding region runs from base 362 to 3247 and encodes 961 amino acids. The record is from RefSeq and is a predicted model, not a curated record.
GUGAAAGCAGGUGGCGCGCGCACUACACUACCCGUCAUCCCGAGUGGAGCUCGCUCAUGUAUAUUUAUGAGGCGUUUCUGCAGUGAGGCGGAUGGAUAUUAUUGAUGUCUUGCUGAGGAGGUGGUGGCUUCUGCUCACUGAAGAAAAAAAAGGCCUGAUUUUAGUUUUCCAGAACGCACCCGCCUUCGACCAGUCAUCCGCCCGCCGCUCGCGCGACCCGCGUCUCGGUGCGGAGGCUGCUCGCGCGUCACUAAUGGCAACCAGCGCGCGAAAGGAUGUGUGUGCGCGCCUUCCUGAGGGAGAACGAAAAUCGCGUAUAACUUGAGAUUUAACUUCGUAUAUCGUAUAAUUUGGGAUAUAUAUGAUUAACCGUGAUUUUCUGAACCGAAUGGAUGCGGGAAUGAUGCCUCUCCGUGUCGGGAUUUCCUUUCUGUGUCUCUUUGUAGCAGUGAUGAGCUCUGUGAUACAUACCAGCAUCUCCCUGCCUCAUUACGGAGACGCCUUGGUAAAGACGAGGGCUCGGCGUGAUGACGCCAGGUUCCUCGGGAGAGAGAACACGGUACCGGUCCGGUUAGUGUACCGAAUGGACGGAGACGGUCAGACCGCUCAUGAUGUUCUCAACACACGGGCCCGAAUGAGCUCUGACACUGAACAGAAGCACAUGGCUCAGGCUAGCUUCCAGGUGCAGGCCUUUGGACAGACCUUCAUUUUAGACAUGGAACUGAACCAUGAUCUUCUAUCUUCAAAUUACAUUGAGAGGCACAUAUCAAAGGAGGGGAAGUCAGUUGUCAAAAAAGGUGGAGAACACUGUUACUACCAUGGGAAAGUACGUGAUAUUCCAAAGUCAUAUGUGGCGCUUUCAACUUGCCAUGGAUUACAUGGAAUGUUCUUUGAUGGGAACCACACAUACAUGAUUGAACCAGGAGGAGAGAAUACUACAAGUGAGGAGGCCCAUGUGCACAUGAUUUAUCAGUCUCCUGGUUUGGACCUCCCAGAGGACUUAAUUUCUGCAGAUCACCUGGCAGAGUCACCGUUCCAGAACCCUCCACUGUCUAGUGCUGCCCACAGAAGGAAAAAAAGACAGAUAUCGCGAAAUCCACGGAGUGUUUCAGAUGAGACCAAAUAUAUAGAGCUGAUGGUCAUAAAUGAUCAUUUAAUGUACAAGAAACAUCGCCUUUCCGUUGGACAAACGAAUAACUACGCCAAAUCUGUUGUAAAUAUGGCUGAUCUGUACUUCAAAGAGCAACUCAACACUAAAAUCGUCUUGGUUGCGAUGGAAACAUGGGCUGCAGACAACAGAUUUAACAUCAAUGAUGAUCCCAUGGUGACAUUACGAGAGUUUAUGAAGUACCGAAGAGACUUUAUUAAAGAAAAGUGUGACUCCGUUCACCUUUUCUCGGGCAACCGUUUCCAUAGCAACUGGGGAGGAGCCUCAUAUAUGGGCGGAGUCUGUUCACUCACUAAAGGAGGCGGAGUCAAUGAGUAUGGAAAGACUGAAGAAAUGGCCAUAACUCUCGCCCAGUCACUAGGACAAAAUAUCGGCAUCUUUUCUGAUAAGAAACGCAUUUUAAAUGGGGAGUGCAAGUGUGAAGAUAAAUGGUCUGGUUGCAUAAUGGAUGAUGUUGGCUUCUACUUACCCAAGAGAUUUUCUGACUGUAACGUGGAAGAGUAUCAUGAUUUCCUGAACAGUGGAGGUGGUGCGUGUCUCUUCAACAAACCUUCAAAGCUCUUGGAUCCUCCAGAGUGUGGAAAUGGUUUUGUGGAGGCAGGAGAGGAGUGUGACUGUGGAAGCCCAGCCGAGUGUGCUAAAGAAGGGGAGAACUGCUGCAAGAAUUGUAUGUUGACUCAGGGAGCCAAAUGCAGUGAUGGUCUCUGUUGUAAGAACUGUCAGCUGGAGUUUAUGGGUGUACUUUGUCGUGAUGCUGUCAAUGAUUGUGACAUACCUGAAAUGUGCACUGGGAACUCCAGCCAGUGUCCUCCAAACCUGCACAAGAUGGAUGGGUACACAUGUGAGAAAGACCAAGGAAGAUGUUUUAAUGGCAGGUGCAAAACCAAGGACAGACAGUGCAAAUACGUCUGGGGAGAGAAAGCAACAUCGGCUGAUAAGUUUUGCUAUGAGAAACUCAACAUUGAGGGCACAGAGAAAGGCAACUGUGGACGUGACAGAGACACCUGGAUUCAGUGCAAAAAACAGGAUGUACACUGUGGAUACCUGCUGUGCUCCAACAUUUCUCCUGCACCCAGACUAGGAGAGUUACAUGGAGGUUUGACUUCUUUCUCCGUGGCCCAGCACAGCGCCUCACUGGACUGCAGUGGAGGCCAUGUGCUGAUUGAUGGCAACACUGAUUUGGGAUACAUAGAGGAUGGAACCGCUUGUGGGACGGAUCGCAUCUGCUUUAAUCACAAAUGCCUCCCAGUGCAGGAAUUCAACUUCAGCACAUGCCCCGGCACCAACGAAAGGGUGAUCUGCUCCGGACAUGGGGUGUGCAGUAAUGAACUCAGGUGUGUGUGUGACCUGGGCUGGGCAGGUGAGGACUGUAACUCCACUUCUCCUCUGAGUAACUUGCUGGUGCGACCCACAGCCAAAACACCAGGCGUCAUCACUACUAACAUCAUCAUCGGGGCCAUUGCAGGCUCUAUCCUGGUCCUUGCACUGAUUCUUGGCAUUUCUGCAUGGGGAUACAAGAGCUACAGACAGCGUCAAUAUGUUGAGUCAGAAGUACACAGAAGAUUCUGUCGUCAAAUGCCUGCUGGGGAUUACGUGAAGAAGCCUGGAGAUGCAGAUUCUCUGUACAGUGAUAUGCCGCAGGGCGUGAGCUCAAACUCCGGCAGCAGCUCCAAGAAGAGAUCUAAUGGUCUGUCUCACUCCUGGAGUGAAAGAAUCCCAGAUGCCAAGCACAUCUCUGAUGUCUGUGAAAAUGGACGACCCAGGAGCAACUCAUGGCAAGGAAACAUCACAGGUACCCGUAAGAAGCUCAAAGGAAAGAAGUUCCGUCCACGCUCCAACUCUACAGAGUAUUUAACCCCUUGCGUCAAAUCAGAGUAUUAUGUAACUAAAUGGGUAGAAGAUGUGAAUAAAAACACUGAAGGACCUUAUAUUAGGACACUGUCACCCGCCAAAUCGCCCACUUCUUCAACAGGCUCCAUCGCCUCCAGCCGGAGAUACCCCUACCCCAUGCCUCCCCUUCCAGAUGAGGAGAGGAAGGCCAACAGACAGAGUGCCAGGCUGUGGGAAACGUCAAUAUAAAAGAACUCCUCGAAACUUGUCUGCAAAACUCCGUAAGGAUUUUCCUCCGCAUUUGUAUGAAUGAGAAAAUGAAAUAAGAAAAUAAGGAAUUCAAAUGGAGAAACAAGGGACGAGUGAAUGGAAGAAUUGGGCUUGGUCUUCUCUGAUCUCUGUUCAGCAUUUUUGGCAUGGAGCCGUCCCACCCUGGACAUUAAGGAGUGUGGUAUCAGAUUCCCAUCCCUGCUGUCAUUCAUAAACAGGACUCAGGAACACGAUUUCAUCAUGGGACAAACCCGGAAUGGCAGCCGUGCUAAGCAGAAACAGAAACAACAGCAGCCACUCAUGCCCUGGUUAAACCCCGCCCCCUCUUGUGACCCCACACAUCCCCUGCCCCGCCUCCAAACACAUGCUGUCUUGUGAUUGGUGCCCUUGUUUCCCGGGUGCAAGAAGCUCAUGCAGGAGCAGGAAGUUAACUAUUGUUUUGAACGCACGCUGUCACUGUAGAACCUACUGCUGUAUGCAUGAGAAAACAUGUUUAUCGAUUCCUUGUAGUGUAACGAUGUACAAAUGUUUUAAGAUCUUUCACUCAAGGGUGCCGCAUGUAUUGAAGGACAGCUUCGUAGGCUGGUAAGAUUCAAUCUCAUCUCAAACCCCCCACGUCCACUUCACCAGAACAUCAUCUGGGCCCGUUCAUGCUGUCAUCUCUUCUCAAAGAAUUUUGUACAUAUGUCAUAUAAUUCAGAGUGAAAUGUGAGAGUGUAGUAUUUUUCGGUUUUAAUGUUUGGUUGUGCAGAGUGUGGUGGAACUUCUCUUCUGCUUUAGAGUGUCUGUCCUGUGAUCGUCUUUCUAAACUUACAGAAUCCAUCACAAGCCUAGCACACGCUACAAGGCAGAAGCGCCAUUUCAUGAUUUCUGCAUUAGUCCCAGAUCAUAGCAAUAUGUCAUGAUCACUGACACUUUUGUAAUGUCCAAAAUCUUGUACUUCAAAUUGAGUAGUUGAAGAUGUCAAAGGGUUAGUUCACCCAAAAAUGAAAAUUAUGUCAUUAAUGACUCACCCUCAUGUCGUUCCAAACCCGUAAGACCUCCGUUCAUCUUCGGAACACAGUUUAAGAUAUUUUAGAUUUAGUCCGAG